CGUUUCAGCGUUCAAUUCUAGCUCAUCCCCAGAAGACCUCUUGAACAACAAAUUUCCCUUUGAGCUCUGAAGUUUUCAUCCAGCAUUGUUAGACUCUAUGAGAGUGGUACAGAAGCCUGUUUUGCCCGAGGUCAUUUGGUCCACAUAAGAUGAAUACCAAAACACCAUCUACCGAGCUACAGUAUCCAUUUGAUGGAGGUGCUCAUCUACACUGAAUACCCUGGCCCAAGGAAGCCGACACAUUAUUUCACAUUAUUUGGUGUUUUGAUCGGUAAGGCCGAUGGCUUCUCAACGGUGGCCAUGAAAAACAAGCAGAAUUUUAUUCAAAUGUUAAGCAAGUAUCCGAGGGUUAAGCGGGUUGUGGCACAAUGGACACGGAAGCAAGCUGAUGACUAAUCGAAGAUAUGAUUGCUUAUGUGGAAAGCGGCGGUAAAAUCGUACACACGAUUAGCAUCACCGUUGCUGUCGGUGACGAUAAUUCCGUAUGAAAGCCCAUGACAUCUACAUGAGCCGAAAUCCAAAUCUACACAAAGAUGUGGGGAAUGACGGCCAUAAAUGAGCUGCUAGGGAAAAGUUUUGUUAUUUCUAUUUGUUAUUUAAUUUGUUGCUUUUUAUCAUGCGCUUCUUGGUUGUGAUACCACUUUCCAUGAAUACGGGUAGGAAGGGGGCAUCGCUCAAGAAGCUUGUCUCCUCACCCUACAUCCGCGCACAGGCAGCUGCUAACAGGACAGAGCUAAAAGAGUAACAAAAUCCAAACUUCAGCAGCAGCCAUGUUCCACAGUUCCAAGUUUCAGUAUUCUUUCAAGUCAACCAAUGGAAAGGCGAUAGAAAAACGGUCUGAAGUCUGAGCCUAGAAGGUGGUCAACGACAGGGUGAACCCUUAACAGAUCUUGAGAGAACUCCAGGACUGCAGCACGUUUAGUGCUCCUGCCGCAUGAACAAUCUAGCGUGUUCUCCCUACGGCCAAUGCAAAGGGUCAUCGUAUAAUUAUAUCCUCUCAAUCGAAGACACGGAUUCCAUGGAUUAAAUAUGUACCCACGGAUUUGGUUGGGAGAAAGCCACCAAUAUUUUGUUGGAAAACCGCGCAAAUCCAAACGCAGCCAACAAAAACGACGCAACACCGCUGCACUAUGCGUGCAGGCGCGGUAGCAGGGAAGUGGUUGCCUUGCUCUUGGAGGCUCUCGAUCGGCCCGAUAUCGAGGCUCGUAAUAAGCUGUUUAUGACGCCUUUACACGUCGCUGCCAUUCAGGGAGACCUGGAGGUCUUCUCGAUGCUUGUCGAAAAAGGAGCAAACUAUAAGGCAGUCGGGACCGACGAUUCGACGUUAAUUCACUUGGCUGUGACGGCAGGCAACACAGAAAUCGCUAAGGCUAUUCUACAAAUAGCCGUUGAUAGCUCAGAUCAAAAAUUCUUCGUGGAUUCCAUGGAUGUGGAAGGAAACACGGCUUUACAUGUCUGUGCAGCCACGAACAAUAUGGAGAUGGCCGAUAUUUUGCUGAGUCACGGUGCCCAGGUUGAUGCCAUGAAGGAAGACCUCUCGACUCCUCUCCAUGUAGCAUGCAAAAAGGGAUCAAUGGAAGUAGGUAGACUACUGGUUGAAAAAGGCGCCGCACUAGACAAGAAGAACGACAAAGGAGAGACGCCUCUUCACAUGGCUGCUUGCAUCGGGUCUUUCGAUGCUCUGAAGUUUCUGCUUUCCAAAGGUGUCGCAAUUGACGAGCGAGACUUCUCACAUAGAACCCCUUUCCUUUCCGCUGUUGCCGCCGGGAGAACAGAAAAUGCAAUGGUUCUUCUUGAAAAAGGAGCGGACAUAACCGCCAAUGAGUGCAACAUGAAAAACUGCCUUCAUCUUGCCGUGGAAGGGGAUAACUUGGAUACUCUCAAGACGUUACUAGAACAUACGGGAUGCGAGGAGAACCUUUAUACGCGAGAUAUCCAGGAAAGAGUUCCCCUGCACUACGCAUCAGAAAGCUGUAAUAUAAAGAUCCUGGAGGCAAUUGUGGCCAAACAAACACGCUUUGCUUUUCAAGAUGAAAACCAGAAGUCCCCGCUCCACCUGGCCUGCGCUGCUGGCCGCGCGCUUCACGUAGAGGCCUUGACUCGAGCGGGAUUAUCGACCAAUGAGCGGGACGAAGAAGGCCAAUCUGCCCUCCAUAUGGCGGCUCUCAGUGGCUUCAGGAAGGUGGUCACGCAGCUGUUGCGUUACGGUGCUGAUAUCAACGCUCGUGAUAGCAACCGCUGGACCCCUCUCAUGUGUGCCGCUAAGACAGGCUCAGUAAAGACGUGUAUGGAGUUACUGCAGAGCGGCGCUUCUAUUGAUGACGUCAAUGACCAAGGGGACACUGCAUUGCUGAUAGCUACAGCGCAUGGCCACGGGGACUUGGUCCUCCUACUACUAGACCAAGGCGCAUGCGCGAUCCACCGUAAUAACUCCGGUCUGGGCGUCAUAGAAAUCGCUGUCAAGCAUGAUGCGGUGUUAACCGUCAUCAAUACCUCGUGUUCACACGGCCGUUUCAAAGAAAUUCUGGAGCAAGAUAAUCAUUCUAUGAAGCUUCUUAUCAAGCACUGCCCUGAGGCGGCUAAGACAGUUCUUGACAGGGGCAUGGUUCGACCAGUGGAUAUCAGCCCGACUGACCAGAGUUACUGGGUCAAGUACGACUUCCGGUAUCUGGAUCCUGGUCCGGAUGAUCCAGCAGCCAUCAAAGGCAACAGAUAUUUCGGCCCGAGCACUAUGGUGGAAUACGACCGUACAGACCUUCUUCUUCACCCACUUACACAAAAGCUUCUCGACAAGAAAUGGUCAGCUUUUGGCCGAACAGCCUACCACCUGAGCUUCCUGGUCUACCUACUCUUUACCAUCUUCUACACGUACUUCAUAGUCGUAGAGCGAGCAGUAGCUAGCUUUAGUCCAACGGCAGAUUCCGCUAAUAGUACGAUCAGGCCCUUUGUCAAGCAACCAGGAAUUAACAAAGUUCUCCCUUUUAUUGUUCUCGUUUUCGCCUGCUGUCAGCUCCUGAAGGAAAUUUUCCAGAUGCUCUUCCAGCGAGGUCGCUACUUCACUCAGUUCAGUAAUCUUAUCGAGUGGACAUUGUAUGGCACUGCAGGGGCCUUCAUGGUUCCUUACGUUGCGCCCGAAUCGUGGACAAAAGAGAAUUUGGAAACGUUGAAAAAUCCAUACAAUCUGUGGAUUAUGGGUAUCAUCUCGAUUUUCCUAUGCUACAUGAAUCUCGUUCUCUUCCUUCGUCGACUCCAUUUCGUUGGAUUGCUUGUUGCAAUGUUCCUGGAAGUGCUGAAGUCCGUUUUGAAGGUUAUGUUGGUGUUCGCAAUCUUUAACUUGGCGUUUGCUAUCGUCUUCUACGUCUUGUUUAAAGAGCAGGGCUCCUUCGAAAACGUUGGAUUCGCGUACAUGAAAGUCUUCGUUAUGAUGAUUGGUGAGCUCGACUACUCAGGCACUUUCGUCGAUACCAUCGGAGCGAAAAGCUCAAGUGGAAACCCAACGAAUCCCUUCCCCCCUGUCGCCAUUGCAUUCUGUUUCUUGCUGUUGAUUUUCCUGACUAUCGCACUCAUGAAUCUUAUGGUUGGUAUCGCCGUAGGUGAUAUCGAGGCCAUUCGCCGCGACGCCACACUUAAGCGUCUUGCGAUGCAAGUUGAGUUUGUCGCUGAGAUAGAAGAGCGCUACCCUCGCUUCAUCGCGAGAAUUAUCUACCACCAGAAUUUAACCCUUUACCCCAACAAGAAGACCUGCAUGUCUAGGUUUAUGGACAAACUCAGAACAAUAUUGUCGACCGUCCCCGAAGAGAUUAUCCAGUCUGUAUCAGACGAAAGCGCUGAUAGCGCCAACAGCAAGGAUCAAGCGCUACGUAUAAAGGUCGCCAAAAGCAGCAAAAGACUCAAGGCACUCAUGACAGAGGUCGAGGCUCAAGGGGAACUUCUGAGGGCUAUUGCCUACAAGAUAGAUCCCAAGCUUGCGCGGAUGAUGCCCUCCAGGGAGCCCAUAAAUGUGCAAAUAGCCGAAGAUGAUGUUGAUGCUAAACCGGAUGAUAUUCAGUCAGAAAGCUGUUCGGCGGAUGACAUAGGCGAAAUUCGUUUUGCCGGACAUGUGAAUGAAAAGAUGUGAUCCUCGUCUUCCCUUUAUAUUACAAUUACAAGAAACCUUGUUCUUUUCUUUUUGUAUUAAGGUUUUUUUGUUUAACUCCCAGACAAAAUGAUACAACGCACUUAAUGAGUGUAACAGCUGUCGGGUCGCAAUGGAUUCAAGUAAUAGCAGUAUCUUAAUCUUGUUUUAUCAUUCUCAAUGCGUAUCCAUGCAUCGUAUAUUUUUGUAUUGUUCGCAUACGCCUAUUCUCAAAAUGACAACAACGCACUCAAUUAGAGUAACAGCUGUCGGGUCGCAAUGGAUUCUGGUAAUAGAAGUAUCUUAAUCUCCUUUUUUUAUUCUCAAUGCGUAUCCAUGCAUCGUAUAUUUUUUUUAUCAAUCGCCUUCGCCUAUUCUAAAAAAAAAACGCAUAGAUAGGAAAACAGGGCUUUGAAGGGCCAUAGCGAACCAGAGCUUUGUGAUUGUUAUAAUCCGAUAUUGAAAAAUGAAACUGGAAAUAACCAUCUUGAAUCAAAGUUUAGGCUAAGUUCAAACGUCGUAUCAUCCAUGAGCCGUAUUCAAUGCAAAUGCUUGCUAAUAAAGAUAAAACAAUCGACGUGAUUCAUAUCGUGCAUUUGCAUUGAAUGCGCUCAUGGAAAGGAUAUUACGACGUUUGAACUUAGCUUUAGUGGUAUCUCUUUCGAUAAUGUCACAAUGAUAGCUUUCCAAAAUGAGCCGAGGGAAAUGGAUGCCUUCUCGCACAUGUUAGCUAGGGUUGUCAAAUAAUAGUCAUAUCAGUCAUCUUGUUUGAAUUAAAACUGUCGUUUUUCUAGCUCGCUCGGUCAGCUCCUUAUUAGACACUACAUACCAUAUUUGGGAGUCCCUCUUCAAUCUUUUUUUUUUCCGCUUGUUUUUUCGUUCAAGAACUUUGAAAGUCCACGUAAACUUGCAGGAAUUCGUGUUUACUACGAUUUUCCUGGCAGCCAUCUUGAAAAUGGAGCCUAGUUUUAGAAUAUCACAGGUCUCCCGCGCUCACCCCAGGCUUCUUUAGACCAUUUAGAAAAACCACAGCAAUUAAUUGAUAUGCCUUUUUCCAUAUGAUGCUAUCACUGCGCACACAUCCCCACCCCGCAUGCGCGCCUCUAGGGUGUUAGUCUACUCUAGUAAUCCUCUCACUAAUUGAUGUAAAAAUGAUUCAAAAGCAUUGUAUCAUAAAUACGUUAAACUAUUAAAUUCGACAAAUAAGCACA
Molecule: messenger RNA, 5325 nt
Organism: Nematostella vectensis (starlet sea anemone)
Lineage: Eukaryota; Metazoa; Cnidaria; Anthozoa; Actiniaria; Edwardsiidae
Product: transient receptor potential cation channel subfamily A member 1-like
Exons: 17
Coding region: 1220-4117 (965 amino acids)
Biological process (GO): transmembrane transport; monoatomic ion transport
Cellular component (GO): membrane
Molecular function (GO): protein binding; monoatomic ion channel activity
Source: RefSeq, a predicted model, not a curated record